Messenger RNA from Penicillium canariense, 1875 nucleotides. RefSeq lists its product as uncharacterized. The record is from RefSeq and is a predicted model, not a curated record. Gene Ontology annotation, cellular component: membrane. Gene Ontology annotation, biological process: oligopeptide transport; transmembrane transport. Gene Ontology annotation, molecular function: dipeptide transmembrane transporter activity. NCBI's taxonomy places the organism in Eukaryota, Fungi, Ascomycota, Eurotiomycetes, Eurotiales, Aspergillaceae. The coding region runs from base 1 to 1875 and encodes 624 amino acids. The transcript has 6 exons.
AUGAAUGCGUCCGACCCCGUCGACGUUGCCGAGGUAGCUAAGGCCAAGGCGCUCCAGCACGAUGUCUCCGUGAGCGAAAAGCGCCAGGAUCCCAGUCAGGACUUGACGAUUGAGCCUGUUCCGCCCGGAGAGAUCAACCCGACGGCCCAUGGUGCUGAUGGCGAGGACGAGGCACUCCAGAAGGUGUAUCCAAACGAGGACGACUUGCGCAACCUGCGCCGCAUCGCCGGCCAUGUUCCCUGGACCACCUACACCGUCGCAUUUGUAGAGCUGUGCGAGCGGUUCUCGUACUAUGGAACCACAGCAGUCUUCGUCAAUUUCAUCCAGCGUCCUCUUCCGGCGAACUCGCGCAGCGGUGCUCUCGCGGCUGGCGCCGAUUUCAAUAACGACGUGCCAGGAGCCCUGGGUAUGGGGCAGCGCGCGUCGACUGGUCUGACAUUGUUCAAUCAAUUCUGGUCAUACAUAAUGCCUCUGGCGGGUGCGUAUGUGGCCGACCAGUACUGGGGUCGAUUCCGUACGAUCUUUGCCUCGAUUGCGUGUGCUCUUGUGGGCCAUGUGAUUCUGAUUGUGUCGGCGAUCCCGAACGUGAUUGCGAAGCCCGGAGGCUCGAUCGCUUGCUUCACCAUUGGUCUGGUCAUUAUGGGUGUGGGCACAGGUGGCUUCAAAUCCAAUAUCUCGCCCCUAAUUGCGGAGCAAUACCGCGACGAGUUGCCGUACAUCAAAGUCAUGCCGGAUGGAGAGCGAGUGAUUGUUGACCCUGCCGCAACAGUGGCUCGUAUCUACCUGUACUUUUACCUGAUGAUCAAUGUCGGCGCUUUGGUGGGACAGCUUGUCAUGGUCUACGCCGAGCGAUACGUCGGAUUCUGGCUGUCGUUCCUUCUCCCCACGAUCAUGUUCUGCUGCUGCCCUACAGUGCUGUAUCUUUGCCGGCACAAGUAUCACAUGGUCCAGCCCACAGGAUCGGUUUACUCUCAGGCUUUCCGUCUGUGGUCAUUAGCCAUGAAGGGGCGCUGGUCUCUCAACCCUGUUCGAUUGUUCCAGAACACGGCCGCAGAGCAUGAGUUCUGGGAUCACGUCAAGCCCAGCACUCUGGGAGCCAACAAGCCCCAGUGGAUGACCUUUGACGACGAGUGGGUGGAAGAGGUUCGCCGUGGACUCAAGGCCUGCAAGGUUUUCCUGUGGUACCCUCUCUAUUGGCUGGCGUACAACCAGAUGUUAAACAACCUCACAUCCCAAGCUGCCACCAUGCGUCUGGGAGGCGUGCCCAACGACGUCAUCAACAACCUCAACCCCUUCGCCCUGAUCAUCUUCAUCCCCAUCUUCGACCGCCUCUUCUACCCCGGCCUCCGGCGAAUGGGCUUCAACUUCACCCCUCUGAAGCGCAUCACGGCCGGUUUCGCCGUCGCUGGCUCCGGCAUGAUCGUCGCGACCGUCACCCAGUACUACAUCUACAAAAUGGGGCCCUGCGGGAAGGAAGCGAACUACUGCCUCGAGGAGCUGGGUAAGCACACCGACAUCUCCGUCUGGGUGCAAGCCCUCACCUACAUCCUGGGUGGUAUCUCCGAGAUUCUGGCCUCGGUGACCUCCCUCGAGUACGCAUAUACCAAAGCGCCGCGCAACAUGCGCUCGCUCGUGCAGGCCGUCGCGCUGUUCACGAACGCCAUCUCCGCGGCGCUCGGGCAGGCUCUGGUCGGUCUCUCUGCGGAUCCGCUGCUCGUGUGGAACUAUGCUAUCGUGGCGAUCUUGGCGUUUGCGGGCUGCUUCGGCUUCUGGUUGACCAACUAUAAGUUGGACCAGGAGGAGGAUAAGCUCAAUAUGCUGCCCCAUAGUAAGUUUGAGGGCCAUGGGGCGAGGACGGACGAGGAGGGGAAAUGA